Molecule: messenger RNA, 11123 nt
Organism: Mus musculus (house mouse)
Lineage: Eukaryota; Metazoa; Chordata; Mammalia; Rodentia; Muridae
Gene: Gfod2
Product: glucose-fructose oxidoreductase domain containing 2
Exons: 4
Coding region: 7140-8417 (425 amino acids)
Molecular function (GO): nucleotide binding
Source: RefSeq, a predicted model, not a curated record
GAAGGUUUUGUGUCUGGGUUGGUGUCCUGAACCUUCCAUUGGAAGUCUUGACUGGUUACGGAGACAGUUGGUUCAGGCUCCAUGUCUGUCAUUUGUAGGAGUCUUAGCUAGGAUCACCCUCAUAGUCCUGCAAGCUUCCAUUGCCCUAGGUUUCUAGCUUGUCCCAGAGAUGUCCCCUCCCAUUCCUGUUUCUCCUAAUACUCUUUCCCUCCAUCCUCCCCCAACCUGAUCCAUCCUGUUCCUGUCUCUACUCCCUCCCUACCCAACUCCUCCCCCCCCCUCAGUCCACCCGCAGUGUCUAUUCUAUUUCCCCUUCUCUGAGAUUCAUGCAUCGCUCGUUGAACCCUCCUGUUACUUAGCUUCUUUAGGUCUGUUGAUUUUAGCAUGGUUAUCCUUUACUGCUAAUAUGCAUUUAUAAGUGAGUACAUACCAUGUUUGUCUUUCUGGGUCUGGGGUUACCUCACGCAGGAUAACUCAGUUUCUAGUUCCAUCCAUUUGCCAGCAAAUUUCAUGAUGUCAUUGUUUUUCAAAAGCUGAGUAAUAGUCCAUUGUGUAGAUUAUCACAUUUUCUUUUCUUUUCUUUUUCACCUAGCAAUAUCAAUUUUUUUAUUAGAUAUUUUCUUUAUAUACAUUUCAAAUGCUACCCCGAAAGUUCCCUAUACCCUCCCUCCACCCUGCUCCCCUACCCACCCAAUCCCACUUCUUGUCCCUGGCAUUUCCCUGUACUGGGACAUAUAAAGUUUGCAAUAUCAAGAGGCCUCUCUUCCCAUUGAUGACCGACUAGGCCAUCUUCUCCUACAUAUGCAGCUAGAGAUACGAGCUCUGGGGGUACUGGUUAGUUCAUAUUGUUGUUCCAUCUAUAGGGUUGCAGACUCCUUCAGCUACUUGGAUGCUUUCUCUAGCUUCUCCAUUGGGGGCCUUGUGUUCCAUUAUAUAGAUGACCGUGAGCAUCCACUUCUGUAUUUGCCAGGCACAUAGCCUCAUACGACAGCUAUACCAGGGUCCCUUCAGCAAAAUCUUUCUGGCAUAUGCAAUAGUGUCUGGGUUUGGUGGCUGACUAUGGGAUGGAUCCCCGGGUGGGGUAUUCUGGAUAGUCCAUCCUUUCGUCUUAGAGACAAACUUUGUUUCUGUAACUCUUUUCAUGGGUAUUUUCUUCCCUAUUCUAAGGAGGAAUGAAGUAUCCACCCAUUGGUCUUCCCUCUUCUUGAUUUUCUUGUGUUUUGCACAUUGUAUCUCGGGUGUUCUUUAUCCAUCUUCGGCUGAGGGUCACCUAGGUUGUUUCCAGUUUCCGACUAUUAGGAAUGAAGCUGCUAUGAGCAUAGCUGAACCAGUGUCCCUGUGCUAUGGUGGAGCAUCCUUUGGGUAGAUGCCCAGGAGUGGGAUAGCUGGGUCUUGAGGUGGAUCUAUUCCCAAUUGUCUGAGAAACCACCAAAUUGAUUUCCAAAGUGGCUGUACAAACUUGCACUCCCACCAGCAAUGGAAGAGUGUUCUCCUUGUCCACAUCCUCGCCAGCCCGAGCUGUCUCUUGAGCUUUUGAUCUUAGCCAUUCUGACAGGUAUAAGAUGGAAUCUCAGAGUCAUUUUGAUUUGCAUUUCUCUGAAGGCUAAUGAUGUUGAACAUUUCUUCAAGUGCGUCUUAGCCACUAGAGUUUCCUCUGUAGAGAAAUGGAGAGUUUCCACUUUCUCUUCUAUCAGGUUUAGUGUAUCUGGUUUUAUGCUGAGGUCUUUAAUCUACUUGGAUAUGAAUUUUAUGCAGGGUGAUGGAUACAGAUCUAUUUGCACUCUUCUACAUGUAAACAGCCAGUUAGACCAGUACCAUUUGCUGAAGAUGCUCUCUUUUUUCUAUUGUAUAAUUUUGGCUUCCUUGUCAAAAAUCAAGUGUCAUGGGUGGCUGGGUUUAUUUUUGGGUAUAUGAUUCAGUUCCAUUGAUUAACUUGUUUCUUUUUUAUGCCAAUAUCAUGCAGUUUUUAUUACUAUUGUUCUGCAGUACAGCCUGAAAUCAGGGAUAGUAAUACCUCCAGAAGUUAUUCUGUUGUACAGGAUUGUUUUAGCCCUCCUGGUUUUGUUUUUUUUUAAUUAGAUAUUUACUUCAUUUACAUUUCAAAUUUUGUCCCCUUUCCUGGUUUCUCCUCAGAAAACCCCCUAUCCUCUCCCCCGUCCCUCUGUCUUGGUGGUUUUUGUUUUGUUUUGUUUUUUUCUGUAUGAAGUUGAUUAUUGUUCUUUCAUGGAUUGUAAAGCAUUAUAUUAGGAUUUUGAUGGGAAUUAUGUUGAAUGCUUUUGGUAAGAUGGCCAUUUCCAUAAUGAACUGUUCUAUGGAACUGUGAAUGAAAUCAACCUUGUCCUUCCUAAGGGGCUUUGAUUAUGGCAUUUCAACACAGCAAUAGUCGUACUAACUAAGACAUAUGCACAUAUGUGUAAGUAUGCACAUGCCAUGACUCAAGUGUGGAGGUUGAGGUCAAUGUGUGGGAAUUGGUUGUCUUCUAUUGUGUGAGCUCUAGGGAUCAGACUCAAGUCUGUAGGCUUAGUGGUAAGAGCCUUUACCUGCCGAACCAUCUUGCACACCCCUCCACCUUUUGUUUUGUUUUCUUUUCUACAUGGAUGUGUGUGGGUACAUGUAUGUGCUUGUGGUUGAUAGUGGAGGUCUUCCACCAUCACUCUCCAUCUUAUGCUUUGAGUGAGGUCUCUCAGUCAAACACAGAGCUCACUGAUAUGUUUGGUCUAGCUACCCAGCUUACUCUGGAGAUCCGGUCUCCACCUUCAAGCCCAGAAUGGUAGAUGGCCAUGCCCACCAGGCAUUUACAUUGGUUCUGUAGAUCUGAAUUCCUGCUUAUGUAACAAGUACUUUAACCACUGAGCCAUCUCCCCAGCCCCUCCACUGAACCUAGAACAUUCGGAUUCAGCUAGCCUGGCUGUCCAGGAAGCUCCAGGGGUUGUUCUUUCUUGACUGAUGGGUAUGUGCCACCACUUAUGAAAAGCCCCAGCUUUUGUGGGAUACUAGGGAUCCAACCAGAGUCCUUAGGCUUUUGUGGCAAGCGCUUUGCUGACUUAGCCAGCUCCCCAGCCUUUCCUUGUCUAAUGGUUUUAUAACUGUUUCUUUCUUUCAUUCAGGUGUCUCCUAGUCUGUCUUCUUGGUGCCACCUUUAAAAAGGAAGUCAGUGAAACAUAGCUGCUUACAGGAAACAACCUCUAUACUCAGAAGUUAAUAAGAAACAUUGAAUGAGGGGAUUGUAAUUCCAUGAACAGCCAAGUGGCCCUAUAAAGGAAGGUAGAGCUCCAAGAGACUGUCAAGGACCUGGUCAUGCUCCUGUCCCGGGUGCAAUGGAGGGAAAGUGGGUGUGACUAGAACCCAGCAAAAGCCAUGGGCAGGGAACAGGAUCCUCAGUAGAGUCCCCAUAGGAGACUUAGUCGAGAUGUGGACCUUAGUCAUAGAACAUAAAUCCUACUAGAACCACAUCUUUGAAAAGAGAGAUCAGGGGCUAGAGAGAUGCUCAGAGGUUAAGAGCACUGACUGCUCUUCUGAAGGUCCUUAGUUCAAAUCCCAGCAACCACAUGGUGGCUCACAACCAUCUGUAAUGAGAUCUGAUGCCCUCUUCUGAUGUGUCUGAAGACAGCUACGGUGUACUUACAAUAAUAAAUAAAUCUUUAAAUAAAGAAAAUGUAACUAAAUAGAGAAUACCACAUUAUUUAAAGAGAGAGAGAGAGAGAGAGAGAGAGAGAGAGAGAGAGAGAAAGAAAGAAAGAAAGAAAGAAAAGAAAAGAAAAGAGAGAUCAGAGGACAAGUGCCUCGGCCUCCCUGCUCUCAGACUCCUCUAGUGACUCACACAGAAGCCUGAAGCCCUGGAGGCUCACUCCUUAGAGAUUGGCCUUCAGAAGCCUGGGGCAGCAAGGGCAGACCAGGAGAACUGAGCCUAGUCCUUAGACUACCAUUUGAUGCCACCCAUGCUGGCUCCUGCCUACCUUUCAGACUUAUCACCCCACAGCCACCAGUUAAACUUCCCACAAAGAUGUGAUACAUCAACAGAUUUGUGUUGGCCAAGUGGUAGAUCGGGGACAAGAGGUGAGUCUGAUAAGGGAAGGAACUUACUGGCUCACGCUGAUCACUAAGGAUGAGUUGAGCUGCUCUGAGUGUACACGUUACACAGUAACUUUGAUGGUUGCAGGAAAGCUAAUGACCCGGGGAAGUUUUCCCACCGCAUGUGGUAGGUCUGUUGCUCACAGCCACCCAUGGAAUGUUGGAAAAGUCCCUCUGAGCUUCUGUUUUCUCAACUUUUUGGAGAAGAUUUUAUGGCCUUAAAGACAGACUAAUACUGCAUGCAUAUUAGCUUGGGAGUUAGACCUUUGCGCUCCCACACAGCUGUUCAUUUGUUUGAUUUGUGUGUAGGAGGGUAUGGCCCAUACAUGUAAGAGUGUAGGUGCCCACAUCUGUGUAUGUGGGCAUGGAGGCCAGAGAAAUACACCAGGUGGCCACAUAAUUACUCUUUAUCUUAUUCCCUUGGGAUCUGCACCCAACCAGAAGCUACCAUUUUGACUAGGCUGUCUGGCCAGCAAGCUCUUGGGAACCACCUGUCUCUGCAUCCCAAAUGCUGGGCUUUCAGGCAUACAAAGCCAUAGCUGGCUUUUUAUAUAGGUGUUGAGGAUUUGAAUUCAGGUCUUCAUGUUUAUAAUGCAAGCAUUCUUACCUUUGAGCUAUCUCCAUAGUCCCCACUGUUUACUUACCUGUUUUCUUGCUUUGGCUGCUUCUGAAUAUUAGAUAUCAGUAGUUCCUUUGGUUAUUUGAAAAUGGAACUUUGGGCUAGUGAGAUGGCUCCGUGGGCAUAGGCACCUGCUGUUGCACUAGGCUGAUGUCCGGCCUAAGUUUGCUUCUCAGACUCCAUGGUGGAGAGAACUGACUCCCAGAAAUUACUUUCUGAACUCUACAUGUAUGCCUUGAUAGGUACAUGUCUACCUUCAGACACACUUAAUAAUAAACAUUUUAAACUCAAAACAACAUACAACUUUGAGCUGGUUGUGGUAGUGCAUUUGGUAGGUACAAGUUGCAGAGUUAGGAGUUCACGGUAUCUUCAGCUGCACGGUGAGUUAGAGGCUAGCCCGAAAUACAUGAUCCUGUCGAAAGGAAAAAAAAAAGGUUUUGCUGGGCAAUGGUGGCAUAUGCCUUUGAUCCCAUCACUUAGGAGACAGAAGCAGGCAGAUCUCUGAGUUCGAGACCAAGUUCCAGGACAGCCUGAGCCACACAGGAAAACCCUGUCUCAAAAAACAAAGAUUUUAUUGCUCUCUGCUUCUCAUCUGUGGCCUCCAUGGAAGAAGCUCCCUCCUGCAGCUGUUGUCUGAAGCCAUGAUGGGCUGACCCUAGAACUGUAAGCCAAAGGAAGCCCGUCUCCCCUUAGAAAACCAGCAAACAGAAAAUAGCGCAUCUCAACAUAUUUUCCAGGUAGUUGGGGAAAAAAAAACUAAUCUCUAUUCAUGCCUGACAACAAUCUUUUUCUCCCUUUUUAGCAUACAAAAUAAUAGGAUAGCAUAGCAUUUUCAAACAUAUAUAUCAUUGUACUUUGCUCCUCUCUCUCUCUCUCUCUCUCUCUCUGUCUGUCUGUCUGUCACACAUACACACACACACACACACACACACAGAGCUUUUACAGUGAUGUUAGGUCAAACAUAGAUAAAGAUGAGCACAGGGGCUGGAGAGAUGGCUCAGCAGUUAAGAGCACAGCUGCUCUUCCAAAGGAACCGGUUUCAAUUCCCAGCAUCCACACAGACAUGCGUGCAGGCAAAACACAAAGCACCAAUGUACAUAAAAUAAAAAUUAAAUUAAAAAAGGGGCCGGGCAGUGGCGCAUGCCUUUAAUCCCAGCACUCAGGAGGCAGAGGCAGGCAGAUUUCUGAGUUUGAGGCCAGCCUGGUCUACAAAGUGAGUUAUAGGAUAGCCAGGGCCACACAGAGAAACCCUGUCUCAAAAAACCAAAAAACCAAACCAAAACAAAACAAAAAUUUAAAAAGGGAUGAACGCUGUUGCUACACUUCAGGGCAUACACCUAUGACAGCAGCUCUAGGAAAGCUGAGAUAGACACAUUGUUGUGAGUUUGAUGUCAGCCUGAUUUACACAGUGAGUUCUAGACUAUAGUAUGGAACAUUGUCUCCAGAAACAAAAAAAAAAAACAAAACAAAACAAACAAACAAACAAACAAAAAAACGGAGGGGAUGCAAAGAUAAGGGGGUGGGGUAGAAAGAAACUGACUGACUUACUGAAGGCCACCCAACUGGUGACAGAGCCAGGAUUUGAACCCAUCUGUACUACCUUCCCUGUCACUCUGAGCUUGUACUCUGCAGUCCUGACCAGCAAGCAUAUGGUGAUUGGGAUUCAUGGGAGCUUGGUGAGGCUAGAUGUAUUUAGAUCUUCAGGGGCAUGGGAAAGGUAUGCUGCAGAAAUUUUAGGACAAAGAGUAUGAACUUUAGGGGUGAAAAGUCAACCAGGAAAACCAGCAGUUCCUGCUUGUGCGGAAGCACCUACUCCUCCAGCUUGCCUAGCGUCGUGCCAUUCGGCUCCCUCAGAGGCCUCUUCAUGGGUGUGAAGCUACCCUUGAGUCAGUGGAAGUAAAACAGCUUAUUAAAAAAUCUAACCCAUGCUGUUGUUUUACCCUGCUGGUAUUUAAUUGUGUGUGUGUGUGUAUGCGCGCGCGCGCGCGUACACAGUAAGGUACACACAGAGACCAAAACAAGGCAGAGAAUGUGCUUUAUUUGGUAGAAAGCUUUGUCUGGCAUUUAUGAAGCCCUGGAUUCAGUCCCUAGCACCUAAAACAAGGCAUGGUUCAUAGGUUGGGGCCACACUAGGAUACACAAGACCCUGUCUACAAAUAAGUAAAUAAAUAAAUAUCCUAAUGACACACAUAAAGAAACAAAACAGAAGAUACGGAAGACUCUGGAAUGGCCAGCUGCCUAUGCAGUGCUCGCGUCAGUGGUUCACAGAGACAUGGGCGUACUGUCCAGGGGUACGGGACGCUGCAGGGCUGCCCUGUGACCUGGCAUUUCCCUUCUGAUCAGUGUGUGGUGAAUGGCUUUCAGGAGCCAUGUUUGAUCAGGAUGACGGGACGGUCAGCUGCAUCCCGGGGACCCUUGUAAGGACAUGAGUGCUUGAGCAGAGGCCAGGAUGAAGCUGCUCCCAGGAGUCGGUGUGUUCGGGACUGGCAGCUCAGCCCGGGUCCUGGUCCCGCUGCUGAGGGCAGAGGGCUUCACCGUGGAGGCCCUGUGGGGGAAGACUGAGGAAGAGGCAAAGCAGCUGGCCGAGGAGAUGAACAUCACCUUCUACACCAGCCGCACAGACGACGUCUUGCUGCAUCAAGACGUAGACCUGGUCUGCAUCAACAUCCCACCUCCGCUCACCCGGCAGAUAUCCGUGAAGGCUCUAGCACCUGUUGUGAAGCUUCAGUUGUCUGGAGAAGAGCAGGAAGUGGAAGGGGAUCCUGGCCUGACAUCACUGGACGCAGUGACGCCAUAUUCUACGGGUGCUCCUUGCUGUAGCAGAAAGGGAAUUGGGAAGAACGUGGUGUGUGAGAAGGCAGCGACAUCCAUGGACGCCUUCCGGAUGGUGACCGCAUCUCGCUACUACCCACAGCUGAUGAGCUUGGUGGGGAACGUUCUGCGCUUCCUGCCUGCCUUCGUGCGCAUGAAACAGCUCAUUGCAGAGCACUACGUGGGUGCCGUGAUGAUCUGCGACGCUCGCAUCUACUCCGGGAGCCUGCUCAGCCCCAGCUACGGCUGGAUCUGUGACGAGCUUAUGGGGGGCGGGGGCCUGCACACCAUGGGUACCUAUAUCGUGGACCUGUUGACCCACUUGACUGGCCAGAAAGCCGAGAAGGUGCACGGGCUCCUCAAGACCUUUGUGAGGCAGAAUGCCACCAUCCGUGGCAUCCGCCAUGUCACCAGUGAUGACUUCUGUUUUUUCCAGAUGCUCAUGGGUGGGGGGGUAUGCAGCACAGUGACCCUCAACUUCAACAUGCCAGGUGCCUUUGUGCAUGAGGUCAUGGUAGUGGGCUCCGCAGGGCGCCUUGUUGCCCGGGGAGCUGACCUCUAUGGGCAGAAGAACUCUGCUGCACAGGAGGAGCUGCUGGUGAGAGACUCUCUGGCUGUGGGCGCAGGGCUCCCUGAGCAAGGUCCCCAGGAUGUCCCACUGCUUUACUUGAAAGGUAUGGUCUAUAUGGUUCAGGCCUUGCGUCAGUCCUUCCAGGGGCAGGGGGAUCGCCGUACCUGGGACCGCACCCCUGUCUCUAUGGCUGCCUCAUUCGAGGACGGACUGUAUAUGCAGAGCGUGGUAGAUGCUAUUAAAAGGUCCAGCCGGUCUGGGGAGUGGGAGACUGUGGAGAUGCUGGCAGAGGAGCCAGAUGCCAACCAGAAUCUAAGUGAAACACUUCAGCGGAACAACCUGUGAACCUGCGCAUGCGCGCUUCCUCCCAAGGGCCAGAGGCUCCAGGGAGGGCACUGGGACCUGGGAUUGGCUGUAGCAGAGACACGGUGUCGUUUUUUAAAUAAAUCAGCUUGGGCCAGGGUUAGGAGCCAACUGAAGGUGGCCAAGGAAAACACCCAUCCAUCCAUCAUUGAUUCCUCAGACUUGCCUGGGGACCCCUAGCUAUGACGCACCUGCUGUCAUAGCUUAGGCUAGCAGUGUGUGCAGGAUAGAGCUGUAGCCUGACCCCUUGUGGUUCUGCCAGUGAGCAGGGCCAAUGAAGAUCAAUAUGGGCUCUUCAGGCUGAGUUGUGGUCUCACAGGAUGAGAAAACCCAACAGGAACUAGCUUGGUUGAGUCCUUAGGGUAGAUGGCAAGAAACCUUGCCUGUUGUGGACCAGGGCAUCUCAGGACUGGAGAAGGCGGUGACAGGUCAUCCCUUAGGGAUCUUCCCCCACCCUCCCAUUCGAUCUGAUCUUUUCAGCCCCCUUGCAAGCCCUUCCAAGAGAAAAGGAGGUUUCUGUGUUAUACAUAACUCUGGGGGGGGGGGGCAACUUGGCAGAGAGAAGACAAAGGGGAACUGUAGAACAUCUGAGAAAUGUCAGUAAAUAAGUCAGAAAAGAACUGACAUCAUGGUGUGUGGUCGUUUGUUUGGGGUUGGAUUUCUUUAAUAAUGGAAGGCUUGUUUAUGGCUGUAGAUCUGUUGUUGUUCUCCCUUCUUCACGAGCUCGAGCUCCAGAGCAGCUAUGAGAAUAUGGCUCCCAAACGCUCUCCAAAUAUCUGCAGCAGAGAGGAUAUGAGGCUCCCUGUUAGGCUGCUGCCAAACCUGCCAUUCCGAGAAGACAGGAUGAGAGCCUGGGGACCCCUAGCCUGGAUGUCAUGAGAGGUUCUUUUUAUUUUAUCUGUCUGUCUGUCUCUCUGUCUGUCUGUCUGUCUGUUUGUUUGUUUGGGACAGGGUUUCUCUGUGUAGCCCUGGCUGUCCUGGAACUCACUCUGUAGACCAGGCUGGCCUCGAACUCAGAAAUCCACCUGCCUCUGUCUCCCAAGUGCUGGGAUUAAAGGCAUGUGCCACCACACCUUGCUCUUUUUAUUUUUUAAAGAUUUAUUAUAUAUUUAUGUGUCUGUAUGUGUAUCUAUGUUUGUGUGAGCUCAUGAGUGCAGGUGCCCACAGAGGCCAGAAGAUGGCAUCAGAUUUCCCAGUGCAAGAAGUGGGUGCUGGGAACUGAACCUUUAACUGCUGAGCCAUCUCCAGCCCCGCGGUUCUGUUAUGGAAGCUGUGGUGUGGCUGGCUCCAGGAGAGCCCUCGGGAGGAGCUUAAGGAGGAAGGGGCCUGUGCCACCCUUUGGAACAGGUUUAACUGGCACUACUUGAGUCAGCCAGCAAGCCACCAGCUGUGCUUAUUAACUGGGACAGGUCGGAGCUGGGUGGGGACUUGAAGGUGGAGGAUUCGGCCCCUUUUGUUCCCCUUGUCAUCUGCUGGAUUAUGAUGUCUCAAUGAAGCCUGUUCUUUCUUCAGAUUUCCCCCUUGUCUGGGCUCCUUGCCAAAAAGGCCUAGGGAGGCCUUCCUCUUCCUCUUCCUCUUGGCCCAACUUAUAGAAACCAUCGGACCUAUGUCCCCGUGCUGCCCUGAUUUCAAACAUCGUCUCUGUGAGGCAAAGUAAGGUUGGAAUGUUGUUGCUGGGCUGGCUCUCCAGAGUAAACCAUGUUUAAGGCCAGCCUGGUCUACGUAGCAAGAACAUGUCUCAAAGGAAAACAAAAUCUAUGCCUAUUGUCUCUGACCAGGGGAAGCAGAGGCAAAGUUACUAGGUCGGGACUUUAGCUCCUAACCUUAAGGUGCCCUUAUUCCAACCCUGGGGAAUCUUCUCUCAGAAACCUAGGCAUUCAUUGACUUUCUGCAGCAAGAUUCAGCCUGGCUUGAACGACGAAGGCGCUGCACAGUGCCCACCCUCAGGAAGCUAACAAGACUGGCCAUUUCUAGCCCACUCAGCUCAGCUCCAGCUGCCCUUGUAUAUUUAAUUAAUAUGCCAAGAUCCCGCCUAAGUUGAGGAUGUCCAGGAAGACCAAAGCUGUACCUGUGAAAAGUGUUUUUUGCUGACUUGGAAAUGUUGGGUAGGUUUUAGAGAUGUUCGUGCUCAGAGAUCGCCUCCCAGUGCUGGAAGAGGGGGUAAGUAGACAUGGGGCGGGACUACUAUUAUGAAGACACAGGGACUUUGAGGGCACCUCUCAGAGUCUAGAUCUAGACCCCUGACAACUUCCCACCUCCCUGGAACAAGAACUUGCAGUCACUAAGAAUGAGGUGAGCUGAGCCUUUAUGGCCCAGAUGGUGAGAGUCCCUGAGCGAGUGAGCCAAACUAGUUCUAGACUUGUCCUGCAGCGCCCCCUACUGGAAGAAGGCAGCAGCUUUUAGGUAGAAGUUUCUUCUGAGUUAGCCCUUUGAUAGAUCCCAGCCAGAUGAGAAUUUCCAAAAUGCCUGUUAAGUCUUCAACCUCCGGAAGGGGGUUGGGGUGGCUGAGAGAUGGUUCAGUGGUUAAGAGCACCAGCUGUUCUUCCAGAGGUCCUGGGUUCAAUUCCCAGCACCUACAUGGCAGCUCACAACUGACUAUAACUCCAGUUCUGGGGAUCCUACACCAUCACACAGACCUAUGUGUUGGCAAAAAAACAAUACACAUGAAAUGAAAAUAAAUAAAAUUUU